Messenger RNA from Arabis nemorensis, 282 nucleotides. The record is from the annotation of a GenBank genome assembly. Lineage: Eukaryota; Viridiplantae; Streptophyta; Magnoliopsida; Brassicales; Brassicaceae.
AUGCAUUGUGGAAACUCUAGAGAAGAUGGACACAAUAUAUUGAAGUGUCCAAAAGAUGGAGGGCAAGCUAAUAGGCCAAAGAAGAAAUCUAAGGAAAUACAAGAUGGUGGAACCCAAAAUGGAUAUGAUGGUGAAUCAAGUCAACCUAUGAGCCAAAGCCAACCAAUGAGUGAAAGCCAAAAUCCUUUUUUUGGAAGAAUUCCCGAUGAUGAAACAGAAGAUCGUCAAGCUUGGUGUAGGUUUAGGAAGGUCCAAGACAAGUUUGUUUUUAUUCGAUUUUAG